AGGGGUUGAGAAAACUAUGUUUGAAGCGUCAAAUCUGAGAACCUCGGAGUGGUUCAUCAAACAUUAUGGUUCUAAUGUCAACCUCUUUGUGGAUCAUUCUCAAGUGAUGGAUCUGGAGUGCCUUCGUGGUUGCAGCUUAGAAGGAUAAUGGACACGGCAACUCAAGUAAAGAAGAUGGCAUGUGUGAUUGGUGGAAGUGGCAACCUGGCCUCCAUGCUCAUCAACUCUUUGCUUCACAAGGGCUAUGCUGUCAACACCACUGUAAGGGAUCCAGACAAUGAGAAGAAAACCGGUCAUCUUAAAGCACUACACCAACUUGGUGACCUCAAAAUUUUCAAGGGUGAUUUAACCGAUGAAGGUUGUUUCGACGCCCCUAUAGCCGGUUGUCACUUUGUCUUCCAUGUCGCAACACCAAUCAAUUUUGAUGCUCAAGAUCCAGAGAAUGAAAUGAUCAAGCCAGCAGUACAAGGAGCACUAAAUGUUCUCAAAUCCUGCGUGAAGUCAAAGUCAGUUAAGCGGGUGAUUUAUACGUCUUCAGCUGCUGCAGUCUCAAUCAAUAAGCUCAGUGAGACGGGUGUUGUUUUGGAUGAGAAUGAUUGGACUGAUGUUGAGUAUUUGACAUCUGAGAGGCCACCUACUUGGGGGUACCCUGUAUCAAAGGCGUUGUCUGAAAAGGCAGCCUGGAAGUUUGCCCAAGACAAUAAUAUUGAUCUCAUUGCUGUUGUUCCUGUUCUCCUCUGUGGUCCUUCUCGCCUUCCAGAACCACCACACAGCAUACAUCUUUCCAUGUCUUUGAUUACUCGUAAUGCUGUCAUUUUAUCAGAUAUUGCUGCUUCUGGCAUAACACAACUUGUUUAUAAACAGGCAAUUCAACGUCUUUGUGUGUGUGCAGGGAAUGAAAACAAGUUAAAAGGGUUGAUAGGUAUGCAAUUGAUAUCAGGUUCAAUCUCCAUUGUCCAUGUGGAGGACGUCUGUGAAGCUCAUAUAUUCUUGGCAGAGAAAGAAACUGCUUCCGGUCGGUACAUAUGCUGUGCUGUUAAUACCAGUGUCCCUGAGCUCGCUAAGUUCCUCAGCAAACGUUAUCCUCAGUACCAAGUCCCUACCGAGUUUGAAGGUGUUCCCUCCAAGCCUAAACUGAUGAUUUCCUCUGAAAAGCUUGUUAGGGAAGGUUUCAGUUUCAAGUAUGGAAUUGAGGAGAUUUAUGAUUCAACUGUGGAGUACUGCAAGUCAACAGGGACCCUCAACUGAAGAUGUAGUCAACAUGUGAUAAGUAUGUAGCUUGAGAUUGUGAAGCUUUGGCUGUACAAGCUUGUUAAAUAAGCACCAUUUUCUAAGUUUGGUAUAAAAUACUGCUACAUGAACAACUUCAACAUGUCUCUUUGCUUUCGAUUUUGAGAGAAUUAAACAUGAUUAAGAAAAAAUUAUUAUGUGAACAAUUUCAACA
Carica papaya (papaya) is the source of this 1444-nucleotide messenger RNA. RefSeq names its product protein HEAT-STRESS-ASSOCIATED 32. Lineage: Eukaryota; Viridiplantae; Streptophyta; Magnoliopsida; Brassicales; Caricaceae. Gene Ontology annotation, molecular function: oxidoreductase activity, acting on the CH-OH group of donors, NAD or NADP as acceptor; anthocyanidin reductase activity. The record is from RefSeq and is a predicted model, not a curated record.